This is a messenger RNA of Eurypyga helias (sunbittern), 1488 nucleotides long. RefSeq names its product multiple C2 domains, transmembrane 1 (gene MCTP1). The record is from RefSeq and is a predicted model, not a curated record. NCBI's taxonomy places the organism in Eukaryota, Metazoa, Chordata, Aves, Eurypygiformes, Eurypygidae. The annotation marks the transcript as partial. The transcript is spliced from 15 exons. Gene Ontology annotation, molecular function: calcium ion binding. Gene Ontology annotation, biological process: regulation of neurotransmitter secretion. Gene Ontology annotation, cellular component: synaptic vesicle membrane.
GUCUUUGACUAUGACUUUGGAUUUCAAGAUGACUUCAUUGGUUCAGCAUUUUUGGAUCUCACUUCCUUGGAAUUAAACAGGCAAACAGAUGUUACCUUGAGUCUGAAGGAUCCUCAUUACCCCGACCAUGAUCUGGGAAGUAUAUUGUUAGCAGUUCGGUUGGCUCCUAGAGAUGAACAGCAAGACAUGACAAUGCUAAUGAGGAAGAGUUGGAAAAGAUCAAGCAAAUUCAGUACCCAGAGCUUACGUCUCUCAGACCUGCACAGAAAAUCUCAGCUGUGGAGAGGAAUAGUUAGUGUAACUCUAAUAGAAGGUCGUGAACUCAAGGCGAUGGAUGCAAAUGGACUAAGUGAUCCUUACGUGAAGUUCCGGUUGGGGCACCAGAAGUACAAGAGCAAGAUCAUGCCAAAAACUUUGAAUCCUCAGUGGAGGGAGCAGUUUGACUUUCAUCUCUAUGAAGAACGAGGUGGAAUUAUUGAUAUUACCGUGUGGGACAAGGAUGCUGGCAAAAAGGAUGAUUUUAUUGGCAGGUGCCAGAUUGACCUGUCAACCCUGAGUAAGGAACAAACCCACAAGCUGGAGUUGCCGCUGGAGGAGGGAGAGGGACGCCUCAUGUUGCUGGUCACUCUCACAGCCUCUACUGCGGUCUCUAUCUCCGAGCUCUCUGCCAACUCCCUGGAGGACCAGAAGGAGCGAGAGGAGAUACUAAAGAGAUAUAGUCUAAUGGCAAUGUUCCGGGACAUAGCAGAUGUGGGAUUUCUUCAGGUGAAGGUCAUCAGGGCAGAAGCAUUGAUGGCAGCUGAUGUCACAGGUAAAAGUGACCCGUUUUGUGUAGUUGAAUUGAACAAUGACAGACUGCUGACACAUACCAUCUACAAGAACCUCAACCCAGAAUGGAACAAAGUCUUCACAUUCAAUAUUAAAGACAUCCACUCGGUGCUUGAAGUGACAGUUUAUGACGAAGACCGCGAUCGGAGUGCUGACUUUCUAGGCAAAGUUGCUAUACCAUUGCUGUCUAUUCAAAAUGGUGAACAGAAAGCCUACGUCUUGAAAAACAAGGAGCUGACAGGGCCAACAAAGGGGGUCAUCUAUCUUGAAAUAGAUGUGAUUUUUAAUGCUGUGAAAGCCAGCAUACAAACCUUAAAGCCCAAAGAAGAGAAGUACAUCGAAGAGGAAGACAGACUGUCUAAACAGAUAGUGUUAAGGAACAUUGUCCGGUUGAAGCGUUUUGUCACAGCAUUCGUAAAUGUCUCCGACUACAUUAGCAGUUGCUUUGAUUGGGAUUCUCCCCCAAGAAGUCUUGCUGCUUUUGUGCUUUUUCUUUUUGUGGUCUGGAACUUUGAGCUCUACAUGAUACCACUGGCUUUGUUGUUGCUGCUGGCAUGGAACUACUUCUUGAUCGUAUUGGGGAAAGAUAACAGGCAACAUGUUACGGUAGUGGAGGACGUGGUAGAGGACGAGGAAGAAGAGGAUGACAGAGAUGACAAG